CAAAAUCGGAAAAAAAAUUUACGCUUCGAAACCCUAAUUUUGAUCUCAAGAGAUGGACAUGGAAGGCUUGUCCGUGAUCUGCGCUGGUCUGGGAUCUAUCGAUGAGGACGAUGGUGGGAAUCGGAUCGGCUACGCGAAGACCGACUAUUGUUUGGAUAAUUUAAAGGAUUUGUUGAGAUUUCUGAGGCGUGAUGAUCCGCAGUCAAGAUCAGUGUUCAAACAAGUAUGCAAAUGGAACACAGUUUCCAAAGAUUUGAUACCAAUAAUUGAACAUUGUCAAGAUGAUCGCAACUUGGUGUUAAAUGCCGUGAAGGUUUUGGUGUUUCUUACAAUGCCUAUUGAGGCUUCAUCCAAUGAUAUUUCACAACAGAUAGAAUAUUUAUGGGGGUUGAAGUCUUCAAUUACACGCAGCAACACUAUUGCGGUGGUUAUGUCACUUCUUGAGAGCCCAUUGGAAAAUUUGGAAUGUGAAGCAUUCACAGAGGAUGACUGGAAAUUGGUCCAGCUCGUGCUUACCUUGUUUCGGAACAUUUUAGCUAUACAAGACAUCUCAUUGCAGCAGAAGGCUGGGGAAUCUGCCAGUCAAUUUUUAUCCCUGAGAGACAGAUUUUUGGAACUAUUGUUCAAUGAGAAUGUGAUGGACUUGAUCUUGGUUAUUACCCAGAAUGUUGGUGGUUCUUCCAAAUAUUUCCGUCAAGAUAACCUGCUUUUAUUAGAAAUUUUCCAUUACAUAUUUAUGGGUCAAGAGCCAGAGUUGCUUGCUAAAGCACAUCUAAAUUGUUCCAAGGUGGAUGGGGACACCAAAACUUCACUUAAUAGUCUCAAGUCCAUAAUAGAAGAGGAGGAAGAAAAAAGAAAACUUUUGAGGAUACGGAAGUUAAAUCGUUCUUCACAAUUUUGUGGAGCCUUUACACGGGUUACCAUGGAUGGUUCAAAAACGUUUUUCAAGGGAAAUCCAACUUUUACUUCUCAUGAUAAGUUUCUUAAACCUCAAGUUCCACGGGGUCCAUUAAAAAAGAUUGUGUGGGAUCAUGGAAGUUUACCUUCAGCGAAGGAUAACAUUCUGGAGUUGGUCCAUGAUUUUGUGAACCAGUUUUUGUCAGGAGGCUAUAAUGUUCUGAUGCAGUCUAUUUGUGAGGACAUUGAAAAAGAACAUCAUGCAAUUCAGAACAGCGAUGUGGUUGUUUUCUUUCAGGUUUCUCAGUUCGUUACAUCUUUCCAAUAUCACAAGUUCUUGAUCUCUAAGCCAAAUAGGGGAAUGGAUACAUCUGAGACAUUUGCCAAUGAGUAUACUGAUAGUACAUUUUUCAAAGGCGAUAUAUGUGGACCAAUUGCAGCAACAAUGAAUGAGGCCAUGUUUCUGCUUGUAGUUUUGAAGUGGCGUAAUGCAUUUGAUGGCUUGAAGGAGACAAAUGACUACAAGUUUCUGUCUGCAGCAGGGUCCCUUAUGAAAAAUAUGAUUCGCAUGUUAGAUUUAGUGCUUAAACUAUCACUGGAAGAUUCUAAAGAGCCUCAAACAGCUCGAAUCCUUCUUUACAAGUUAUUUUAUGACCAGACUGAUCAAGGGAUGACUCAUUUUCUCUUGAAUCUGAUCAAAUCCUUCGACUCUCAUAAACAACCCAAAAGUGAUCUUGCAGAUUUGGUCGAAAUGAUAUAUAUAGUUGUACAGCUUAUGGAGAAUCUUCAGGCUCACGGAACAUUAAGGGUUUCUAGAAAGUCAAGAAAGGGGAGAAAGAAGAGAACAUUGAGUGACAAGAAUGAAAAUGAAGGAGAACAUGGAGAUCAUGGUGUCAUUCAGAAUGAAAUUGGUGUCUCCAAUUGUGGACAAUCUGCAGAUCUGAACAUGUCGCAGAAAGAAAGCUUAGAAAAUUCGAUUUCUGAUGGAAGACAAGAAGCCGUCAUACAGAUUGAGACUGAAAUACCUGUGCUUGGGACAGGAAACCUUGGAGGCAGUCUGCCACAUAUGGAUGUCCAAAAGGCAAAAAAUACUACUGAUGAUCUUCAUUAUGGAACUGAUGAUUCUUCGGGUGAUGAGCAGGCAGCUGUGGUUGAUGAAGUUGAUUUUAAGGUGUCUACCUUGGUUUCUGCUUUUGCAAAUAACCAUGUUAUCCAAAAUUUAUGUUGGUUGCUUAAGUUUUAUAAGAGCAAUUCAACCACGACAAAUCACUACAUUAUAUGCAUUUUGCGGAAGAUCUGUGAUGAUUUGGAGCUCUCUCCAAUGCUAUACCAGUUAUCACUCCUCACCAUAUUCUACAAUAUCCUGUGUGAGCAGAAGUCAUGUCCAUGCAAGGAUUAUGAAAAUAUUGUUUGUUUCCUGACAAAUUUGGUUAGAAAAAUGCUAAGGAAAAUGAAAAGUCAACCCCUUCUUUUUGUGGAAGUUCUCUUUUGGAAAACCCGUGGAGAAUGCCAUUACAUCACUUCCCAAUCUUUAUUGCAUGAACUUGGAAGUUUGAAGAAAGAAAGUGGAAAAUGGGGAAAUAUUUCAAGGCAUGGAGAAAUUGGCUCAACAGAAGGCAAGGGAUGGAUGCACAGAAGUAUAGCAGAUGCUCUUGGGGAGGAUGAAGCUGAUGUUGUGAUCUCUCAUGAGCCUGUAUAUCAAAAAAAUGAUGAUAAUUUUAGUGAGGUGGAGGAAGGCGUCACUCCUAUUUCAAGUAGCAAAAUCGAUGGGAAGACAAAUUCUGAUAAUGCGGGGCAUUAUGCGGAACAUGAGUCUGAAAGAGUUUCUAAAAGAAAGAGAAGGCUUGUUCUCAGUGCUGAGGUGGAGAAAAACAUUAAGGAUCUCUAUGAGAAAUUCAAAGAUGAUAGACAUUGUAGCCGUCUCAUUGCGGAAGCCCUUGAUCCUGAUUGUAAAGUUUCUCCAGUCCAAGUUUCCAAUAAGCUUAAGCAGCUAGGUUUGAAAAUUGCACCAAAGAAAAGGAUGCUCCAAGUUGAUGUACCUUUGUCUGAUAGCACUUAUCAACUAAUGGAAGAAGCUAGAGCAGUUGGAGGAGAAAGUGCUCAUCUUGUUUGCUCAAACAAUUCAGAGGGAAGUUUAGUCAGGAAAUCUUUGCAUACAAGAAAAAGAGUACGUGCCUUCAGCAAAGAUCAGGAGGAAACGAUUAGAGCUUUAUAUGAACAGUUUAAAGGCCAUAAAAGGUGCACCUACAUGAUUGCAAGUGCUCUGGCUGGUGAUGAUAUGCUCACGGCUGCCCAAGUUUCCCGUAAACUUAAGCAACUUGGCUUACAUGUUCCUCGACGGAAAAGAGCUGAAGGCAACAUGCAUUUGAGAGAUGAGGAUCUUAAUGACUUUGAUACAGCCAAAGCACAGGGUUCUGAUGAUGAAACAUUGUUGUCACUAAGAAAAAGGAGCAAGAAGGAGAAUCACAGAUUAUUGCGUGAAGAGGUACCAGAACAGAAUAUUGAAGGAAAACUUAUGCAAAGUUCCGAUGAUGAAACCCUAAGCUCUGUUCUGAAGAAAACUAGGAGACUCCCUCCAAAGUUGGAUGAGAAGCAUACAAGCACUUCAAAUGGGGGAUUAGGGAUUGAUGAUCUGUCUGGCAAUGUAGUUGCUAAAGAUGUCACGAAAAGGGAUGGACACACCCUAUCCAAUGAGUUGGAAGUUGCUGGAAUUAAAGAUGAUGUUGCUUUCAAGCAUGUCAGCUUGGAUGACAAUUCAGAAGAUGAAAUUAUGGCCUUUAGUAGUGAAAAACAGUUGGGAGCUGCAUCCACCAACAAUAGGGAUAUCUCACCACAUCAACAAGUGGCUGACGAGUUGGCUGAUUCGGGGGAUGACAUAGCUUCUAGUGCAUUACCAAUAAAUUCUACAAGUAGAAGAAAGUUGAGGAUGGUAAUUGAUUUCGAGGAUGAUGAGUAAGUAUUAUGAUUGGCUAGGUUUGUCUCUGUUAGUGCUUACUUUAUAGUUGUACUGUUAUUGGGUUGUAUGAAUCGAUCAAAUAAUGUGAAUAGAUGUGAUCUUUCAUAUACAGAUGCCCCAUGUUUUGUAAGUUCAUUUUUGUCAUCUAUAAAUGGGAUUUAUUCAUCCUCAA
Messenger RNA from Vitis riparia (riverbank grape), 4025 nucleotides. Its product is annotated as protein timeless homolog. Bases 53 to 3853 code for a protein of 1266 amino acids. Gene Ontology annotation, molecular function: DNA binding. The record is from RefSeq and is a predicted model, not a curated record. Gene Ontology annotation, cellular component: replication fork protection complex. The transcript has 20 exons. Lineage: Eukaryota; Viridiplantae; Streptophyta; Magnoliopsida; Vitales; Vitaceae. Gene Ontology annotation, biological process: DNA replication checkpoint signaling; replication fork arrest; DNA repair.